Molecule: messenger RNA, 1305 nt
Organism: Brettanomyces bruxellensis
Lineage: Eukaryota; Fungi; Ascomycota; Pichiomycetes; Pichiales; Pichiaceae
Exons: 1
Coding region: 1-1305 (434 amino acids)
Biological process (GO): protein N-linked glycosylation
Cellular component (GO): Golgi membrane; mannan polymerase complex
Molecular function (GO): alpha-1,6-mannosyltransferase activity
Source: RefSeq, a predicted model, not a curated record
AUGGGCUCUAAACUAGCGUUUUCACCAAGAACUUCAAGGUCAUUUCUGAGAUCUUCGUUUAUCUCUUUAAGAAAUAUACUUUCAAGACCAAAGAUCGUCCUUACUGUGACAGCCAUAGUUUUUGCAUUUAAUUGGAUAAUAUUUGGUGAUCCUAUAAAAGGUCCACUGGGGAACAAAUCGUUACCUCCAUCUAUCAAAUCAUUUAAACAUCUAAGAGAGCCUGUCUAUUUAAACUUACUUCAUAACAGCUAUGGAUUGCAAGGUCCGGAAACAAUUCCAAUACAGACAAAGGAGUUGAUCCCAUCAAUCGACGAUUCCUCAGUUUUAAGGCAACUUACUUUAGAUAAUUUAUUCCGGAUGGAAAUACACUCAGGCGAUGACGGUGAUAAGAAACUUUUCUUCUAUAGCAAAGAGUUUUACCAUGAUCCUGAAGCAGAUCAAGAUGACGCCAAAAAGCAGAAGGAAAAAGCAGAUAGCGAUGCGGUUAAAAGCAUUAAACGUGCCUCCAAAGAUUUCAAGAAAAUGGGAAGAAAGGUGUAUACAGGAAAAGAAAAUCCUAAGAUUGUUCUCGUUACAGCUUUCGACUUCAACAAAUAUGAUGAUGCUUACUUGAAAGCGGUUGCCAAUAACCGAAUGAAAUACACAAAGCAACAUGGUUAUGGUCUUUAUGAGAGGUGGGUCGAGGAAUUUGUUCCAAGACUUCAAGAAACAGGAAAUCUAGGUACCGACUGGUGGAAAGUUAUCCUUUUAAGAGAGGCGAUUAACGCAUUUCCUCACGCUGAAUAUUUCUGGUUUUUAGACGAGAAGUCACUUAUUGUGCAAAGAGACAUUCGUAUAGAAAAUUCCCUUCUUGAUCCAGAAAUAAUGCAAGCUAAAAUGCUCAGGGACCAACCAAUUGUUCUCCCAGGGUCUGCAAUUAAAACAUACAAGAACACAAAGGCUCAGGAUGUCAGUUUGAUUCUCACGCAAAAUAAUGCUGGUAUAUCAACAGACUCAAUUAUUGUGAAGAACGAUAUCCAGGGUAAGGCAACUCUGGAGUACUGGGAUAGUAGGCUUUAUCGUGCAUACAACAACUUCUAUCAGGAUGAAGUUAAGGCAUUAGAGCAUAUGUUACAGUGGCAUCCAUUAGUCCUAUCUAGAACGUCAUUGGUGCCAACACGAUUAAUAAAUGCUGGUAUUGAGAAUAAAGAUCAAAAGAAGAAUUCUGCAGUCGAUUACCAAGAGGGCGACAUGGUGAUCAAUCUUGGCGAAUGUCAGAGGGACGGCUCAUGCAUUAAGCUUGCCUCGAAAUACUUACGUAGUUAA